Messenger RNA from Myotis brandtii (Brandt's bat), 849 nucleotides. It is a transcript of the gene TOMM20, whose product is annotated as translocase of outer mitochondrial membrane 20 homolog (yeast). The transcript has 4 exons. Gene Ontology annotation, cellular component: mitochondrial outer membrane; mitochondrial outer membrane translocase complex. The record is from RefSeq and is a predicted model, not a curated record. Gene Ontology annotation, biological process: protein import into mitochondrial matrix; tRNA import into mitochondrion; protein targeting. NCBI's taxonomy places the organism in Eukaryota, Metazoa, Chordata, Mammalia, Chiroptera, Vespertilionidae. Gene Ontology annotation, molecular function: transmembrane protein transporter activity. Bases 16 to 405 code for a protein of 129 amino acids.
UGUUUUGGGAACAGGAUGAGUGACCGCCACCGCAUUUACGCUUCUUUGGGUUCUCAUUUCAUUAAUGAAAAUGUUUCCUUUCUUGUAGGAAGGAAGAAACAAAAGCUUGCCAAGGAGAGAGCUGGACUGUCCAAGUUACCUGACCUUAAAGAUGCCGAGGCUGUUCAGAAGUUCUUCCUUGAAGAAAUCCAGCUGGGGGAAGAGUUACUCGCUCAAGGGGAGUAUGAGAAGGGAGUGGACCACCUGACCAACGCGAUCGCGGUGUGCGGCCAGCCCCAGCAGUUACUGCAGGUGUUACAGCAAACUCUCCCGCCACCAGUGUUCCAGAUGCUUCUGACUAAGCUGCCAACAAUCAGUCAGAGAAUUGUAAGUGCUCAGAGCUUGGCUGAGGAUGAUGUGGAAUGAGAAACAAAUGUCAACAUGAUCUCAAUUAAAAAUAUUUUUAAAAUCUUGACUUGGAGGAUGAGCAGCUCUGGGGGAAUAAGGGCAAAUAUGGUUGCUAUGGACUGUCCUACACUGAACUCUACCAGAGUGGAUUUUUACUUUGUGUAGAUCCAUCUGUCUUUUAUUUAUUUUUCCCAGUGAAGAGUGUAUUUUGAUAGAGAGCUUUUCAUUUUAUAAAUACACUAUGAGUUACCGAAAUAUCAUGGAUUUUGUUUAUUCCUAAAACAUGUAAUUAAAAUGGGCACAUAACAUCAUAUUAAUGUACAUCCAAAAUAUCUAGUGCUCAGUUUUGAAAGGCAAAAAAAAAGCAGGGGAAGGCUGAAGAAUGCACGUUUUUUAAGCUAGAACAUUGGCUGGAAAUGGGAUUGUGUCUAUCAAAGCUGGGUAUUAAAGUCUUUGAGAUGA